AUGAGGGUCCAGCUCCAUAAAUCCAUCAUUCAGAAUCAUAAAACGAUUUUCCCCCUCCAGUGUCACAGCACAGAUCAUUUUCCCCGACUGUCCUCACCUUACAGGUUACAGAAACAGAGGCAGUCAUGUCAGAAGGGUAAAAAAAGACAAAGUACUCUGCGACCCGCAGACUGCUGUUAAAGACCAAACUAAUAAAGAAGGCAGCGACCAUGUUGGUGGCCGAGAAGGAGGAGAAGAGGGUCGAGAGGGAAAACACCCUAAACGAGAGAGUUCCCCCUCUCCAGCUGUCAGGUCUCUCUCUACAGGAGCUUCAGGAACUUUGCAAAGACCUGCACCGUAAAAUUGACGUCACGGAUGAAGCUCGAUAUGAUCUAGACGUGAAAGUGAGCAAAAAUGAAACGGAGAUUCAACAUCUGAGCCAGAAGAUCUUUGAGCUGAAGGGUAAAAUGAAGAGACCCAAUCUGAAGAGGGUGAAGAAGUCAGCUGAUGCUAUGCUGGGGAGCCUGGACUCCAAAAUGACGACCAAGUCCAAUGAUUUCAAGGCCAACCUCAAGACUGUCAAGAAGGAAGAGGAGAAGAAGGAGGAGGUGACUGACUGGCGAAAGAACGUGGAGGCCAUGUCUGGCAUGGAGGGAAGGAAGAAGCUGUUUGACGCCGGACAGUAAACAGAUGAUUAAUAUCUGAACUUGGGGCCCUAAGAAAUAUCAUUUGCUGGAAGAGACUCCACAAUGAAGAGUGUGGCACUUUUAACUCUGGGGAUGUGUUCAAUUAAAGACAAUAUAUUACAUCACUGCAUCGGAAACAUUUGUUUUUAAAAUUUAACUUAUUUUGCUCUUCUGGAAGCAAAUGUUAUGCAGAGAAGAAACAGUUUUAUGAAUUAUAUGAAGUCAUGUGACUUCACUUUAUAAACAUGUUUAUGUUUUUUUGUUUGUUUAUUCUUUAGGGCUUAAUUUUUACAUGUUAAAUCCCAAGGUACAUUGUAUAAGAAAUGUAAGAAAACAGUCUAGUUGGUGUUAAACAUCAUGUAUCUCUUGCUAUUGUAUAGAAAUAUCUAAACAUUUAGGUCAAGUGUGUUGAACUGAGCAUGCUUUAAAUAUCACAAAAGACAAGCUUUUGUGUAACUCCUCUAGGUGUAAAUUCAUGAUGCGCAACUUUGUAUCAUACAACAAUCUACAGUUUAUUUAAAGUUCAAAAUAAUAAGUCAUGUAAAAUGAAAUGAUCUCUGUGGUUUCCUUUGGUUAAAUGGUGUUUCUGUAUGAAGGGUGUCAUUCAUGCAAAUAAAUAUCUCUGAUCA
Messenger RNA from Anguilla rostrata (American eel), 1294 nucleotides. Its product is annotated as troponin I, fast skeletal muscle-like. Gene Ontology annotation, biological process: skeletal muscle contraction; cardiac muscle contraction. Gene Ontology annotation, cellular component: troponin complex. The record is from RefSeq and is a predicted model, not a curated record. Bases 210 to 665 code for a protein of 151 amino acids. Lineage: Eukaryota; Metazoa; Chordata; Actinopteri; Anguilliformes; Anguillidae. The transcript has 8 exons.